Messenger RNA from Colletotrichum orchidophilum, 1419 nucleotides. RefSeq names its product adenylosuccinate lyase. Gene Ontology annotation, biological process: 'de novo' AMP biosynthetic process. Bases 1 to 1419 code for a protein of 472 amino acids. The record is from RefSeq and is a predicted model, not a curated record. Gene Ontology annotation, cellular component: cytosol. Lineage: Eukaryota; Fungi; Ascomycota; Sordariomycetes; Glomerellales; Glomerellaceae. The transcript is spliced from 17 exons. Gene Ontology annotation, molecular function: N6-(1,2-dicarboxyethyl)AMP AMP-lyase (fumarate-forming) activity; (S)-2-(5-amino-1-(5-phospho-D-ribosyl)imidazole-4-carboxamido) succinate lyase (fumarate-forming) activity.
AUGUCUGGGCUUGACACAUACAAGACUCCCCUCGAUGGCAGAUAUGCCAGUGAGGAGGCCAAGAAGCUGUUCUCCCAACGCAACCGUCAUUCCACUUGGAGACAGCUCUGGCUUUGGCUGGCUGAGAGCGAGAAGGAGCUUGGCAUUAAUGGAAUCUCUGAGGAGGCCUUGGAGCAAAUGAGAGCUCACUUGACAUUAACCGAUGAGGAUUUCAAGGUGGCUGCCGUUGAGGAGAAGAGACGUCGUCAUGACGUGAUGGCUCACGUCCACGCUUUCGGCCAAGUUGCGCCUGCUGCAGCCGGCAUCAUUCAUCUCGGGGCAACGAGCUGUUUCGUCACUGAUAAUGCAGAGCUGAUUCUGAUGAGAGAUGCGAUGGAUCUUCUCUUGCCCAAGCUUGCCAAGGUUAUUCACAACCUCUCGCAGUUCGCACUUCAGCACAAGGAGCUCAUUACCGUUGGCCGCCGCGCCGCACAAUGGAUCCAGGACUUAUGCAUGGACUUGAAGAACAUCGAGACUGCACGCCAGCGUUUGGCGUUCCGCGGUGCGAUGGGAACCACUGGAACGCAGGCUUCCUUCAUGGAAAUCUUCCAGGGCGACGGCGCCAAGAUCGACAAGCUCAACGACCUCCUCUGCGAGAAGGCCGGCUUCCCCAAGACCUACGAUAUCUCAACCCAGACAUACACGCGCAAGACCGAUCUCGACGUCAGCAACGCUAUUUGUGGCUUGGGCGCAACCGCCAUGCACAUUACCAAUGAUAUCCGUCACCUCGCGCAUUCCAAGGAGAUGGAAGAGCCCUUUGAGAAGGAUCAAAUCGGUUCUUCGGCGAUGGCGUACAAGAGAAACCCUAUGCGCAGCGAGCGUAUCUGCUCUCUCGGACGCAAGCUGCGCUCUUUGCCAGCCAACUUUGCGGAUACGUACGCGGACCAGUGGUUUGAGAGAACGCUCGACGAUUCUGCUAUUCGCAGAAUAGAUAUCCCCGAGAUGUUCCUCUUGGCAGAUGCGAUUCUUCUUGGACUUGACAACGUCACGUCCGGCCUGGUCAUUUACCCCGAGGUCAUCCGCGCCCACGUGAUGGAAGAGCUCCCCUUCAUGGCAACGGAGAACAUCAUCAUGAAGAUCGUCGCCAAGGGCGGUUCGCGCCAGGAAGCCCACGAGGAGAUCCGCGUCCUGUCCCACCAGGCGGCCGACGUCGUCAAGAAGCAGGGUGGCAAGAACGACCUCAUCGAGCGCAUCAAGGCCACGGAGUACUUCAAACCCGUCUGGGACUCCAUCGACCAGCUGCUGGACCCGAACCUGUUCACGGGCCGCUCCGCGACAAUGGUUGAGCGCUACUGCGGCGAGGGCGGUCCCGUCCAGGAGCAGAUCAAGCCCUACGCCGAGUACAUCAAGAACACUGGUGCCGCUGAGCUGAACGUCUAA